AAAUUUUAGUUUAAAAAUAUGGAAUUAAAUACAUAAAAAUAAAAUAUCGAUAAACUGUUAACGGUGCUGUAUUCACCACUGUGCGCCUAACAGCACGCACCGUUGGCCGUGGUGAGCGCGGUGUACCAACAGUGUGGUGGAUAUACACCAGUUGCCUUAGAUUGCCGGAAAAAACAAAAACAAUAAAAGAAAAUACAGUAAAAACAGCGAUUAAAUACACCCUUAAUUACCAGAUAAACUUCCCGAUGGCCGAUAAGAAAACAAGAAAGCCAUAAGAUCCAGAUAAGAUUGGGAUUGGAAUUGAAAUCGCCAAGAAUCGCCAAGAAACGCCACGAAUCACCAUCUCCAUUUGCCGGAAUUUAAUUCACUCGAACGCCCGGUGGUAUUCGUAUAUCAAGACUUUCGAUCCCGGAAUAAAGGAAAUAUAUAUAUAAAAUAAUGCCCGAAUAUGUACCAGCACGUGGGUUCAAGGAGAUGGAGAAUCUUCUUAGGCUCCACGAGAACCGGAGCUAUCCCGUCUACAUCUACUUCUAUGGCGAGAAGGACAAGCAGGGACGCAGCUGGUGUCCGGAUUGUGUGGCUGCCGAAGAAACGAUAAUGACUGCCUUUCGAAAUAACGCUCCGUCGGACUGUGUAAUUCUGGUGGUAGACGUUGGUAAUCGAGAAUUCUGGAUGAGCAAGGAUAACGAUUUCCGCAAGGCGCCCUACUUGGUAGAUGGGAUACCGGCCCUGCUCCACUGGAAGGGCGUGGAGCGUCUAGAUGGCGAUCAGCUGCUAAAGAAAAAUCUACUGGAGCUCUUCUUCGAGGAGACCGAUUCGCGCACGAGCAAAGGUGUCACUCAAUAAAAUGUGAUUUGAGUUGAAACUCA
Messenger RNA from Drosophila eugracilis, 869 nucleotides. Its product is annotated as thioredoxin domain-containing protein 17. The transcript has 2 exons. Bases 439 to 846 code for a protein of 135 amino acids. Lineage: Eukaryota; Metazoa; Arthropoda; Insecta; Diptera; Drosophilidae. Gene Ontology annotation, molecular function: protein-disulfide reductase [NAD(P)H] activity. Gene Ontology annotation, cellular component: cytosol. The record is from RefSeq and is a predicted model, not a curated record.